AUGUCCGUUAUAAUUUCUGCAAAGUUCGCUCACGAUGCUGUUUUUUUCUCUGGAGAACCUUUUCAGUGCACAAUCACGUUUACAAAUCCUCUUCCUGCCGCUCAUAAGAACAACGAUGCUUCAACAACAAUGGAAACACGGUACUCCAACGAACUGGGUCCUCCACCACCAUUGCCACCACCUAAACUUACAAAUGGUUUCUCUGCUCAUCACAAUGGUUCAAAGAGUGAUCCGAAAAAUCCGAUUAAAAAGAAUAGUCCAAAACAAGCGCAGAAUGGAAGCCCACUUUCAGUUAUUGUCGAGAAUCCCUCAACACAAAAUAGCCUUGCUGGCGAUUUAGGAGAUUCUGGGAUUUUUGGUUUCAGGAGUUUAGUAAAAAGAUCGGCCUCGUUGACUGCAAUAGCUUCUUCCACUUUCUCUCUAUUGACGGGAAUUGAAUCGAGCCCUGCGUCUCCGAUUUCUCCUCCCUCUACAGCUCCAACCGCGUUUCCCUUACCAAUACAAAACCCUACAACCACAAAAACGGAAAAAAUGAAAAUGGAGAUCAUUUAUGAUUCGCAAAGGCAAAAUAUCAAGCCUCCAUCUCAUUUAGAAAAUUAUUCAGACACUGAGACGGAAACAGACGAUGAUUUUGGAUUCAUAAAUUUACGAAAAGCAGAUAGUGCUGGUAGUGAUACAAUGUCCGUGGAUUUAGAUACACGAGAAUCAACGCCACGCAGUUCAACGGAUUUUUAUGGACUUGGGAAUAAUUCAGAAAGAAAUUGGGCGGGUGGUGGUGGUAGUCUCUAUGGGGGAGGAGAUAAUAAAGGACAACAGCAGCAAAAUAAAAGAUAUAGCACGAUGUCGAAAUGUAGCUCGUCACCAUCUCUAACACAAAAAUAUGAAACAUUAUUAUGGAGCUUUGCUCAAAUUGUUGGACAUUUUAUUGUUGAUGAUAAUAAAACAGUGCCAGUUUUCUCAACACCUCCUUCAAUUUUGUUUGUUGACUUGCACCUAGCACCAGGAGAAACACGAACUUAUACUUAUGAGACAAAGUUGCCAAAUGAUUUGCCUCCUACACAUCGUGGGAAAGCCAUACGAUUUCAUUACAACUUAAUAAUAGGGACGCAUCGAGGGGGAAUGAAUCAUCAAUCACAUAUUGUACAGUUACCGUUUCGAGUAUUCAAUCAUGUCUCUGAUGAUGCGAUAAUAACGUGUAUGGAAAACAAACAGCCGUUACCUAAACCUGUAAAGAAAAAAAAGGACAAACGACGUGCAGAGUUUCUGGACUACGUCGAGAGACUAGUGGAAGCUUCUAAUGAAAGAGAAACAAAAACUUUAUCUAAUAAUAAUCAUGGUCUGGAAUCUAGUGAGCAGAAAACUAUCAGUAAUAAACCUCCACAGCCACCACCAUCUCAUCAUGUUAGUUUGGAGAAUCAGCAAAAGUCUUGUGCGAAUACUAUUGCAAUUUUGGCUAAAAAUAUGCGUAAAGCCAAUUACGAUAUUUGUAAAAAUAACGAAAGAGUCGCACAAUUGUGCCUUUUGAAGACAUCAUAUCGGUUAGGUGAUGUAGUUAACGGGGUCAUAAGUUUUGUUAAUUUCGUAAUACCGAGUUAUCAGGUAUCUAUCACGUUGGAGAAUAGCGAACUCGUAGAGCCCACGAUUGCAAAUCGCCCGCAGCAUCAGAUUUCGCGAUUAACGCGGAAAAUACAUGGAGAGCAUCACGAGUUCUGCUUGAAUUCGCGUAGAAUAAGUUUUUCUAUCACGAUACCGACAACCAGUACACCUGAUUUUGCUACAACGGGAGUAAAUUUGCAAUGGGGACUACGUCUUGAAUUUAUCACCGGUCCAAAGGAUAAACCACCACUGCUGGCAUUCAACGCAGACGAUCGUCAUCAAUACUAUCAAGCUGUGUCAGAAGUUAAUGUUGAAACGUUUGAUUGUUUUAUCCCAAUCAAAGUUUAUCCUACUUUAUAUGAAUCCGCGCGAGCAUUUUCUUCACAACAUACUUUUACUGUAUCAUAG
This is a messenger RNA of Ambispora gerdemannii, 2004 nucleotides long. The record is from the annotation of a GenBank genome assembly. Lineage: Eukaryota; Fungi; Glomeromycota; Glomeromycetes; Archaeosporales; Ambisporaceae.